Molecule: messenger RNA, 1863 nt
Organism: Peronospora belbahrii
Lineage: Eukaryota; Oomycota; Peronosporomycetes; Peronosporales; Peronosporaceae
Source: the annotation of a GenBank genome assembly
AUGAAGGCCACUUGGCGUGCACAAAAGCUAGUCGAUGCGUGCGGUUCAUUAACAACUGAUGGUGCACAUUUAUUAGAACAGGAGCUGCAUGAUGAUCGUCUUGCCGUAGUUCUAUUGAUUGGGUCUCCAUCAACAUGCGCAGAAAGAAGAAAAUUCGUGGCUAAACUGUUGGGAAAGGAUGAUGGAAAUGUAGCAGCCUCAACCGGCGAUGGUCUCCUACUCUUGGCUACUGUCACGUGCGUUGAUGAAGAUUUGAAGGUACUGAUACUGGAUGUCAACACUUCAGAUACGGGAUUCAGUCUUGAGCAGCUUCUUGGCGCUUUCUGUGCGCUGUCGUCAUUAGUUCUUUCGUGUUACAAUGAGAUCGAAUCCACGGAGUACAUUGCCGCUCCCUUAUUGCCUCAGUUUCAGUCACUUUUUCAAACUUUAAUGAGAGAUUAUUCUUCAUUGGAAGUAUUUGAGAUGCUGCCUAAGAUAAUGGAUAUUAACUUAUCUUCGAAUUGCUUGCUCGGGGACAAGGUGACACAUGCGGAAAAGGAGGAGAGACUAUCUAGUGUUGAAGCGCUUGAGAGUCUUAUCAGGUUUAAGCAAGUGGGGCUCUUUUCUGUUUAUACCACGGCACAAAUGAAUUAUGAUGAGCUUUGUGGCUUGCAUGCAACUAUUAAGAGGUUGUUUGGGAUAGAGAUGACUGGGGAAAUGUUGGUCGCUUUCUUGCGCAAGCUGUCAGCCCAGGUAUUUCAGCAAGAGCCAUUAGACCUUGGAACUGCAUGGGACGACUUUGUGGAGGACAAGUGUCGUCUUUUGGCUGAAGACGCAGUAUCCACAUAUGCAGAUUGCGUGCAUUCAUCUGUGGUAGAGCAUCCACCCAUGGAGCUAAACGCAUUUACGCAACUACAUGAAGAAAUUUGGCGUUUAAGUAUGGACUUCUACUAUUCAGCAAGCAAAUAUAAAUCUACGAGGUACCGAACUGUGCGCCGUAAACUUAAAUCUGACCUUCGUGCACACUACGACACUGAAUUAAACAUUCUAACGCAAACGUCGCGUGAAUUCUGUGAAGAGUUGCGACGUACUUUGUGGGCAGAAGUUUAUGCGCGUGCCACACAGUCGCAAGAUGGCAGCACGUUUACUGCAGUGUUAGCUGCGAUUCAAGACUUCGAUAAGCAAUAUAGUGAGAAGGCACGAGGUCCAGAGAAAGCUUCUGUGCUUCGCGACUUCUACCAGCGCGAUGCUAUCGACGCCUUUCAGCGGCUUGAAAAUAUCGUGACGCAGCAAGUUAGCGAGUCUCGCCUAGAAGAAUUGCGGCUUCAGCUUGAAAAGGACUUCGUAGACAAGAAGAUGGCUCUUGUGGAGCAUUUUAAGCAAGAGGAAACUCAAUUGCGCACUGGAAUGGCGCGAGACAUGGAGACUAUGCAAAAGAUGCACGAAGCCAAGGCCGCUCGUGCAAAAGUUGAUGGGAGUGAGGCUAAAUGGCUUCGAGAAAAGAUAAAUGAGAUGAAACGUCAAAAUGGUGAGCUACAAGAGAAGUUAGUUGUCUUAGAACACACCCAGCAGGACACAGCAAGCAAAAAGGCAGUGCUUGAAAUAAAGGUGGAUGAACUAGAAAGUGCCGUUCGCCGCGAGAUGGCGAAUCGCACCGAGAUCCUUGAGCUGGUAAAGAAAACGUCCCGCAUCGAGGGUGAGCUGCAAGACUCUGCACAUCAACUGCGGAAGACUACCGAGGAGAAGGAAGAGCUUCAAAAGAAGCUCAACGAUUUUUUCCUGAAAGUAACAGCGCUACCAGAAGCUCUACAGCAGCAUUUCUUUUGCAUAGAAAGUGGUCAGGUCGAUUUUGCAGAUGCUUUUACAAGCUUCAUGAGUCAAUAG